ACAGAUAGGACAGGACAGAUAGGACAGGACAGAUAGGACAGGACAGGACAGAUAGGACAGGACAGGACAGGACAGACACCUGCCGGACUUCUUACGGACGGCGCGAACGACACGGGACGCGGUCAGCUCGCUCCGUGCUGAGCGCGCCGGAGGUCUGCGCCAUGGCGCGAGAACGCGGAGGCGUCGGGACACUCCGCGCGCAGCGGAGAUCGAGGAUGCGUGUGUGAGAGAGGGCAGACUUGGAGGGAUGACAAUGGAGUCUGAACUCAACUGCAGCUCCCAAUGUGACUCCCAACUCUGCUUCGUCCACUCGGGAGUCAACAAGCAGGAAGGCCUGGACAUACUGCAGAGAUUAUGCACUGUCAGCACGAUGAGAAUGGAGCUACCAAAGCGGUCUCUCUCCCCCGUGUUGUGUGCAGUGGUCUGGACUCUGCUGUCCUGUGGGAUCCUCCUGGCAUUGUGCUUCCUCCUCUUUACCCUACGCUUCAAAAACAACAGGAUAGUUAAGAUGUCCAGUCCAAACCUGAACGUGCUAACUCUCUGUGGAAGUGUACUGACGUACAGCAGCGGCUUCCUUUUCGCCAUCGACGAACGAACGUUUUCACAAGGUGGCGAAUCGAGGGCCGUGCUACAGGCUCGGAUGUGGACUCUGUGUAUUGGCAGUACGCUGGUGUUUGGUCCCAUCUUGGGGAAGACGUGGAGACUGUACAGGGUGUUCACACAACGUGUCCCUGACAAGAGAGUGAUCAUCAGAGAUAUCCAGCUGAUGGGCAUGGUGGGCCUGCUGAUCUCAGUGGACAUGUUGCUCCUCGCAGCCUGGAACCUCACCGACCCGAUCCGAUGCUCCCGAUCCAUUGGAGCUGUUGUCAAGGUGGUGGGAAAAGAAGUUUCCUACUCUUUGUCUCAGCUGGACUCCUGUUCUUCAGUAUACUCAAACUUGUGGGUUAUCCUUAUUGCCGUAUUAAAGGGCUGUCUUCUCCUUUAUGGGACCUAUUUAGCUGGGCUGACGAGUAACGUCAGCCACCCUCCUGUCAACCAGUCACCCACUAUCAUAUCGGCAGUCAGUCUGGUCACUCUGUCCACGGCGGUGGCCGUCCCCGUGUCUGUCUUCCUGCAGGCCUGGCCCAACCUGGUGUACAGCUCUGUGGCCGGAGCCAUCUUCAUAUGCACACUGGCCACAAACUGCUUGCUGUUUGUGCCUCAGCUGACCCAGUGGAGGCAGUUUGAGGAGGAGCACAACAACCCCAGUCAGAUGGCCAAGUAUUUCAGCAGCCCCAGUAAGAGCCAGCCCUCCAUCUACAGCCAGGAUGAGAUCUACUACCUGCUGGGGGAGAACAACUCCAUGAAGAAGCUCCUCACCGAGAAGAACGCCGUUAUCGACAGUCUUCAGGAGCAGGUGAACAAUGCCAAGGAUAAGCUGCUGCACCUCAUGUCAGCCAUGCAACCCAGCGAGGACCAGGAGACGGACUCCUCUGCCACCAACCUCAACUCCUGCUCCACGCAGACCACAGCGGUGCAGUCCGAGGGCUCCUCAACACCUCUCCAUCAGCGAGAAGCCCAAUCUUUCCUCUCCUCCUUGGCCUCAUCUCCUCUUCUCUCCCCCGACCCCACUGAUGCUACCACUCGAUCCACUGCUCCACCAAUCCCCGAGCCUCCCCCUGCUCCCACCCCGAUCUCCACAUUCACCAUCCCCACUUCCUCUCCUCCUCUCCCAGGCAGCAGCGCAAUGUGCCCUGAUGUGGGAGAGUGCGGGGAGGUGGAGCACGGCUUCCUGCGUCCCAUGUCCUCGCAGUCCUCUGGUUUACCCAAGACGGGGUAUAUGGCAGCAGGAGAGACCAUCCCCACAUCCCCGUCGAACUAUGUCGGAAACAAACUGCCAGCGGAAACACUGGGUUGUCGUAACAACCGGCGGUUCGUCAGCAGUGAGCAGCUGCAGGAGAUUCUGCAGGAGCUGAGUGUGGAUGCCGCUGUGGAAUCGACGCUCCGCUCUCCCGGUCAGGUCUGGGUGUCCCAGAGACCCUCCCAACUAAACAUCACCGACACCUCCCCCAUUUCACCCCUCUCCCUCCGUGCGCCACGCUCCCCUCAUCUACCUCUCUUCUUCCAGUACCCCAGCAUCUCCCCCUACGCCAUGAGGAAACGGCGGCCCCCCUUCCACUCACCAAGAGGAGGCCCCUCGGCUUGCUUCUAUCUGGGUUCGGAUACCCUGAGCUGCGUGGAGAGGAGGAGCAAUGGUGAAGUCCAGAAGACGGACAAGCAUCCUUCUAAAAUGCCUCCACAACCUGACAGGGUCGCCGCCGCCCCCCUCCACCUUGACCACGCUGACAUAAAAGAGGAGGAAGAAGACAGUGGGGAGGAGGAAGAUGGCGCAGCGGAGCAUCCAGCAAUGAGGAGGUGCAGGAGGUGCGUUUCAGGGCCUCGCAGGUGCUCAAGGCGCAGCCCCGCGGCUCCAUCAGAUGCGGGAGCGUCCGGGGAGCGCGGGCCAUUUUGCAGGCCCGCUCGAGACUCCUGCGGUUCCUGGGACUCCGACUCCAGCAGCUCGACAGACUAUUGCUACUACCACCGCCCCUACUGCGACUCCUGUCUGCAGCGGGGCUCCCUCCUGUCCUCAGACAGCUCCUCCGACUCCUCCGACAGCGAGUACGGAGACCUCCCUGGCCUCUACCGCUCCCCGCACCCAGUGGUCUUCAAAGAGGACCUCAAACCCACCUUUGUGUGAGCGGGAUGUGCGUUGUUUAAGGACUACGAGGCUAAAUCAUGUGUAAACCCAGUUGUUUCUUCAGUAAGUGCACUUUGUCGUAUAUUGCACUGAUUGUAAAGCCCUUCGGGACUGCCUUGUGAUUUUGGGUUAUACAAAUAAACUUGACUUGACUUUAGGUGGCCAGAAUAUUUCCACUGACUGAAUUUAUAUGUAUGUCCUGGGGGGAAAAAACCGUGCAGAGUUGGCAUGAAGUGGAAUAAAAUCUCGUAUACAUGAUGACUAUACUAAUCUGCUUCCAUCAUGGCAGGCUGGAAGGGAAAUGGUCCGUAGCUUUCAAUAUUCAUGUGUUGUCGUUUUUCUUGCAUUCUAUAUGAAGAGAGUUUACUGUCUUGUAUUUUUACAUUUGCACCAUAAGGACACAAAUGAGACAAAGGGGGAUUGAUUGAUUGAUUGA
Molecule: messenger RNA, 3155 nt
Organism: Lampris incognitus (smalleye Pacific opah)
Lineage: Eukaryota; Metazoa; Chordata; Actinopteri; Lampriformes; Lampridae
Gene: gpr156
Product: G protein-coupled receptor 156
Exons: 10
Coding region: 248-2719 (823 amino acids)
Biological process (GO): G protein-coupled receptor signaling pathway; gamma-aminobutyric acid signaling pathway
Cellular component (GO): membrane; G protein-coupled receptor heterodimeric complex
Molecular function (GO): zinc ion binding; protein binding; G protein-coupled GABA receptor activity
Source: RefSeq, a predicted model, not a curated record